AAUUUAACUUCUUAAUGAUUUCCAGAGAAAAUGCCGCUUGCGAGAGAUUUACUUCACCCUCAGCCUCAUGAGGAGAAAAGGAAGCAUAAGCUGAAGCGCUUGGUCCAGCACCCUAACUCCCACUUCAUGGAUGUUAAGUGCCCAGGGUGCUACAAGAUCACUACAGUUUUCAGCCACGCCCAGACUGUUGUAGUGUGUGCAGGUUGCAGCACUGUUCUAUGUCAGCCCACUGGAGGCAGAGCUAGGUUGACUGAAGGAUGCUCUUUCCGGAGGAAGCAGCACUAAGCAGCCUCUCUCAAGGAAGCAGCUCUUAAGUCCUAAUGUCGGCCCGGCUAUUCUCUCCCCGCUACACCAUCCUGAGCAAACCUAAACAAACAACGGACUGCAGUACACCAGCUUGUUUAUAAUCCCUUAACCGGUUUCUUGCUGAAAUAUACGUUAUGCACUCCAUAGAAA
Molecule: messenger RNA, 456 nt
Organism: Eurytemora carolleeae
Lineage: Eukaryota; Metazoa; Arthropoda; Copepoda; Calanoida; Temoridae
Gene: RpS27
Product: 40S ribosomal protein S27
Exons: 5
Coding region: 31-285 (84 amino acids)
Biological process (GO): ribosomal small subunit assembly; translation
Cellular component (GO): ribosome; cytosolic small ribosomal subunit
Molecular function (GO): RNA binding; structural constituent of ribosome
Source: RefSeq, a predicted model, not a curated record